AUGGCUCAUCUUCAAUUCGAACCAAUACUGUUAGAAAGCCUAGCUGAUAAGGUCGUGGUCUUGACCGGCGCUGCAACAGGCAUUGGUCGCUCAGCCGUCCAGCAGUUCUGCAAAUAUGGCGCCAAAAUAGUAUUUGGCGACGUUGCCGAAGGGCCAUCACUAGAAUUGGAAUCUGAACUUGGUCCAACCGUCCAAUUCGUCAAAUGCGACACCUCAGUCUAUUCUGAACAACUCCAUCUAUUCAAGACUGCGUACGAGAAAUAUGGCCGAAUAGAUAUCGUUGUCGCCAAUGCUGGAAUCGCCAUCCAUCAGGACUCUUUCAGUCCCGAUGCCGACAUUGAACAAGAGCCCUCCAUGGCCGAGGUCGAUGUCAACGUGAAAGGAUCCCUUUUCACCGUUCGCAUUGGAAUGCACUAUCUACGAAGGUGUGGGGGCGGUGAUAUUGUGAUGGUGAGCAGUAUUGCCGGCUUCAAAGAAGGUGAGGGGUUGGUUCCCUACACGGCCAGCAAGCAUGGCGUCGUGGGGAUCAUGCGGGGAAUUCACCUUACAGGAACUCGGGAAAACAUCCGAGUCAACGUAAUAUGUCCAUGGAUGACAAAAACACGUCUGGUUCUCGCAAUUGAACAGGGAUGGUACGAGCGGGGUUUACCUACAAAUGAAGCUGCGGAUGUGGCCAGGGCGAUUCUCCUUUGUGCCACUGCAAACCGGGGUUUGAAUGGGAAUACCCAUGGUGGGGCUCGUCUCCCUUUUGCGGGGAAGAUUGUUUUUGUGGCAGGUGGAGAAAGCUACGAAAUCGAAGAUCGUAUCCAGAACCUGGAGCCAAAGUGGCUUGGCGAGGAGAAUAGCAGGGUGCUUCUGAAGGGCCAAGAAUAUCUUGCUGGGCACAGCUGGGAUGCAACGAAAUCUACGAUCGGGGGGAAAUUAUAG
Molecule: messenger RNA, 927 nt
Organism: Penicillium longicatenatum
Lineage: Eukaryota; Fungi; Ascomycota; Eurotiomycetes; Eurotiales; Aspergillaceae
Product: NAD(P)-binding protein
Exons: 3
Coding region: 1-927 (308 amino acids)
Molecular function (GO): oxidoreductase activity
Source: RefSeq, a predicted model, not a curated record